AUGCACAGCUCACUCAUCACCGUUUUCCUGGCUUUCGCCGCCCUCCCUCUCGCUACUGCUGCCCCUACCGCCGAGGCAGAGCUCGUUGGCGUGUUCCGUCGCGCCACAGGCUGCACCAUCAACAGCGGGCAGAAGGGCGAAUGCGUAGCUACUGCUACUUGUAGAGGCGCUGGCGGCAGGUCUGAGGCAGGGCACUGUCCAGGCGCAGCGGACAUCCAGUGCUGCACGUACGGCGCUUGCACCGCUGGCGGAAAGGCGGGGCUCUGCCAGCCAUCUGAAACUUGCACCGGCACUAGAACCGCAGGCCUCUGCCCCGGCGCUGCCAACAUUCAAUGCUGCACCGCUGGCACCACAGGAACCUGCGGUCCCCCUGACGUCAACGCCGCAACAGUCGCCCUGAUCAAAGAAUUCGAAGGCUUCGUCAGGUCGCCCGCACCAGACCCGAUCGGCCUGCCCACUGUUGGCUUCGGCCAUUUGUGCAAGACGGCGGGCUGCGCGGAGGUGCCGUAUAAGUUCCCCUUGACUGAGGCACAGGCUGCUGCGCUGCUGCAGACGGAUUUGAAGACCUACGAAAAAUGCCUCGCAGACAAAGUCGCCGAUUCCGUCCGCCUAAACGACAACCAGUACGGCGCACUCGUCUCCUGGACCUUCAACGUUGGGUGCGGCAACAUGGGCUCUUCUACACUUGUGCGACGUCUCAAUGCAGGCGAGGCUCCGAACACGGUAGCGGCGCAGGAGCUGCCGAAGUGGAAUAAGGCUGGUGGCAAUGUGCUUGCGGGACUGACGAGACGGAGGGCCGCGGAGGUUAGGCUGUUCCAGACGGCGAGUGGAACCCAGGCGCUGCCGUCGAGGUGCUGA
Molecule: messenger RNA, 858 nt
Organism: Coniosporium apollinis CBS 100218
Lineage: Eukaryota; Fungi; Ascomycota; Dothideomycetes
Exons: 6
Coding region: 1-858 (285 amino acids)
Biological process (GO): cell wall macromolecule catabolic process; peptidoglycan catabolic process
Molecular function (GO): lysozyme activity
Source: RefSeq, a predicted model, not a curated record